Messenger RNA from Leptinotarsa decemlineata (Colorado potato beetle), 789 nucleotides. RefSeq names its product phospholipid phosphatase 5. Gene Ontology annotation, biological process: phospholipid dephosphorylation; phospholipid metabolic process. The record is from RefSeq and is a predicted model, not a curated record. Gene Ontology annotation, cellular component: membrane. Lineage: Eukaryota; Metazoa; Arthropoda; Insecta; Coleoptera; Chrysomelidae. Gene Ontology annotation, molecular function: phosphatidate phosphatase activity.
AGAGAGUUGUUGUCAACUUGAUUGAAAGCUAACCUCAUUUUUGGAAAUAUGUAUCAAAAUUUUUAAAGUGUUUCACACCCUUUCUUAUUCAGGACUUACAUCCUCAUGCAGUGAAUUCUUAAAGUGUCAAUAAUGUACAAAAUUUCAAAAACAUGGCGGACGGAACUGGAAUACUUGAAUUUUUUGUUUCAGUAACAUUUCGUCUGAUUGCUUGGAUAUUUUUUCUGCAACUCGAUAGGCUUGUACCAGUAAUUCGACACAUCGACGAAGAUGAAAUGUGGUACUAUCGCUACCCAUCAGUAGACAGCAUAAUACCGAAACGUUAUCUCUACGUUUUCAUUACGGUUGUACCAAGCAUAGUAUUCAUAUUGCAGUUCAUCGUCAACAGAAGGGAAAAGUCCACAAUACCGGAUAUCAUCACGAACCUGAAUGGAUUAACUUUGGCUUACUGCAUAAAUGGAGUGAUAACGUCUGUUCUGAAACUGAGCAUCGGACGACCAAGACCCAAUUUCUUUCUCAGGUGCUUCCCUGAUGGAUACGGUACAAAUAUAGAUCAGUGUACUGGAGAGUACCGCGGUAUGAUGGAUGGCCGAAAAAGUUUUCCCAGCGCACAUGCUUCUUUUGCCUUCACCAGCAUGGUUUAUUUGACGCUUCACUUAUGGAGGAUUAUUGACUGGAAGACACCGAGGUUUUUGAGAGGAUUGUAUGUGUUUUUGUUUUUUAUGCCGCUGUUGGUAGCAACUCUGAUUGCUGUGAGCAGAACUGUCGAUUAUCACCAUCACUAUUCAG